This is a messenger RNA of Diorhabda carinulata, 1192 nucleotides long. RefSeq names its product WD repeat domain-containing protein 83. The coding region runs from base 179 to 1093 and encodes 304 amino acids. Gene Ontology annotation, cellular component: catalytic step 2 spliceosome. Gene Ontology annotation, biological process: mRNA splicing, via spliceosome. The transcript is spliced from 5 exons. NCBI's taxonomy places the organism in Eukaryota, Metazoa, Arthropoda, Insecta, Coleoptera, Chrysomelidae. Gene Ontology annotation, molecular function: protein binding. The record is from RefSeq and is a predicted model, not a curated record.
GUAUAGACAGUGAUGCCGCUACUACUACAAUUUACUAAGAUAACUGAAGUGUACUUUUCGAACUAAAUGAGCACCUCAGUGUAAAAACAUUGAGCAGCACGCACGGUCCUACAACACAUUGUUUUUAUUUACUCUUAUUGAGGUUAAAUAUUUGUUUACAAAUAUUGUAUCAAGUUGCAUGGAUUUAAUAAAUUCAAAUACUAUCGAUUGCAAUCAGGGAGCUGUAAGGGCAGUCAGAUUUAAUGUUGAUGGAUCCUACUGCUUAACAUGCGGUUCAGACAAAAAACUAAAACUUUGGAAUCCCUACAAAGGUAUCCUACUUAAAACGUAUGGUGGUCAUGGAAAUGAAGUACUUGAUGUCUGUGGCUCCUGUGAUAAUAGCCAAUUAGUUAGUUGUUCUUCUGAUAAAUCAUGUAUAUUAUGGGACGUCACAACUGGACAACCUACCAGAAGAUUAAGAGGACAUGCAGCUACUGUUACUUGUGUUAAAUAUAAUGAAGAAUCAACUAUAGUUGUAUCAGGAAGUUUAGAUAAUACUGUAAUGUGUUGGGAUGUAAAGUCUAGAUCUCAAAAUCCUGUUCAGACAAUGAAAGAUGCAAAAGACUGCGUGACAUCGUUACAAGUUACAGAUCACGAAAUACUUGUAGGAUCUGUAGAUUGCUCAUUUAGAAGAUAUGACCUAAGGAAUGCAAGAUGCGAUUCAGAUUUUGUUGGAGCUCCGGUGGUAUCAGUUUGCUUCUCUCAUGAUGGCCAGUGUGUUUUAGCUGGAUCUGCCGAUAAUACAAUUCGUUUAUUUGAUAAAACCUCGGGAGAAAUAUUAGGACAGUACACUGGUCAUCGAACGGACGAUAUGAAUAUUGAAAGUGCCAUAAUAACUAACGAUAAUUAUGUAUUGUCUGGAUCUAAAACAGGAGAAUUGUGGUGUUGGGAUUUGGUUAGUACGGAAGUGGUGAAAAAGUUUGUACAUACUGCUGGCAAAGUUUUGAAUUCAUUAAGCGUUCACCCUAAAAAAGACACAGUCCUAACUGCCGCUGUACGUUCAAUCAAAUUAUGGGAAAAACCAGAACAGGUGUUGAUAAAUGAAAACGACUAAAAUUAUAAAACUUUCAUAUUGUUAAAAUUCGAUUUAUUCCUUGUGUAAUUUCUGUUGGUUUUGUACAAGUUGUAAUAAAAUAUCGACAAUUUGUUUAAA